Messenger RNA from Brassica oleracea var. oleracea, 1206 nucleotides. RefSeq lists its product as uncharacterized. The coding region runs from base 1 to 1206 and encodes 401 amino acids. The transcript has 4 exons. Lineage: Eukaryota; Viridiplantae; Streptophyta; Magnoliopsida; Brassicales; Brassicaceae. The record is from RefSeq and is a predicted model, not a curated record.
AUGUCAAAAACACCAUAUAUCACUGCCAUAGACACAACACCAGCUGAAGGAGACCUCAAGCGCUUUAAAUAUCUAUUCCUCGCGUUUGGCGCGUCUGCUAAGGGUUAUGGAUGCAUGAGAAAGGUCGUUGUUGUCGAUGGGACACACCUAAAGGGGAAAGACAAUGGCUGCCUUCUCACUGCGAGUGCACAAGAUGCAAACUACCAGAUCUUCCCCAUAUCUUUUGGCAUAGUCGACAGCAAGAAUGAUCAGUCAUGGAGUUGGUUCUUCCAGAAAUUAACUGCUGUCGUACCAGAUGGGUACAAUCUUGUUUUCGUCUCAGACAGACACAACUCGAUUUAUGCUGGCCUUCACAAGGUGUAUCCAAUGGCGAAACACUAUUCUUGUGUCUUUCAUCUCCAGAGAAACAUUCUCGAGCCUAUCGUGUGUGUGACUUCUACAAGCAUUUUUAACGAGAUCAAGAUGAUUGAUAUUAACUGCGCUGAUUAUCUAGUCAGAAUCGGGUUUGAGCACUGGCCUAGGUCACACUCUUCUGGGAUUCGUUACAAUAUCAUGACAAGCAACGUCGCUGAGUCACUCAAUGCUGCACUUUCGGAGGCAAGGGAGCAUCCUAUUGUCGCUCUGGUUGAGUACAUUAGGGGUAUGCUUAUGAGGUGGUCUUCUGUGCGCCGUGAGUCAUCAGCCAGGUAUGGUGGACUUGUCACACUCAAGGCGGAGGAGCUCAUCUCCCGUAAUUUCAAUGUCUCAACCGGGUAUUUGGUCCGUCAUAUAAGCAAAUCUGAGUAUGAGGUGCGUGGGAAAGAAGGAGUUUUAUUCUGUGUCGACCUUGAUGCAAAAACAUGUAGCUGGCUCGAGCUUGAUAUGCUCUGUAUACCUUUCGGACAUGUUGUCGCUGCUGCAAUCAACUCUAAACGUAGGGUUGAUGUUCUUGUUGGGGAGGAGCUAUCAAGGAACAAUUGGGCUGGUGGGUACUCAAUGAGUGUUAACCCCGCUGGAGAUGAUAUGGGAACAAUACCUGAAGACGAUACGCUUGCCUCUCUGAUCCUCGCACCUCCAAACACAAGGCGUCCUCCGGGUAGGCCCAAGAAGACAAGGAUAUUAUGUAGGGGUGAAUUCAAGCGUGGUGGGAUUGGACGCAAGAAAUGGAACUUUACGAGGUGUGGUGGGAAGGAUCCCAACCGGGCCACCUGCAAGAUGCCGAUAUGA